This is a messenger RNA of Plasmodium knowlesi strain H, 4983 nucleotides long. Its product is annotated as zinc finger protein, putative. Lineage: Eukaryota; Apicomplexa; Aconoidasida; Haemosporida; Plasmodiidae. The coding region runs from base 1 to 4983 and encodes 1660 amino acids. Gene Ontology annotation, molecular function: zinc ion binding. The transcript has a single exon. The record is from RefSeq and is a predicted model, not a curated record.
AUGAACGACAAAAUCUUCAUCCGCGAGCCCCUGUUCGUGGCGCCAAACGAGUGCAAGAGCGGCGCAGCCCAGCACGAGCAAGACAACUUUUUCAGCCGAGAAAGGAAAGAAGGGGCAAGUCUGAUUAACCAUAUAGGAAAAAAUGGAUCAUACAGAAAGUGUGAAAAGUGGGAGCAGGAUGGACGAAAUGAACAGAAGAAUAAUGAACACCUCCUCCCCCUGCAGUUAAACGAAAGAGAGGACAUGAGCUGUUUCGUGAAAUACAAAGAAAACCUUCACAAUUUAACACACGAAAAAAAUAUUUUCAAUUCGUGUAGAAAAGGCGAAAUAAACAACAAGUACAAUAUAAUGGACAACAUGCACGAUAUUCACUACACGAGCGAAAGUACCAAAAAUCUGAACGACUUUUUGAAACAUGUGAAGAUCAAUCAUACUGCUCCUUGUGUGGGUGAGUUCAGGACCUGUAUGAAUUGCUUCGUGAGCAUAUCAACACUCUUUUGCAAAACGUGCAACAUAUUUCUGUGUGCAGUGUGCAGUAUUAAAUUGCAUAAGAAUAACCUGGAUCAUAUUAUUAAUGUUGUCGGAAGUGGGUUGUUCCAAAAUGAUUAUUCCUACAAUGACGUGAUCGUGAAGGAGAAAGAUAAAUGGUUAGUCGAAAUGGACAAUAAUAUCCCCGUUAAAAUUAGAGAGAAAUGUCCUGUGCACACAAAUGAAUAUGUAAAAUAUGCCUGCAGAACAUGUCAGUAUAUUUUACUAUGUACUGACUGCUUGUUGAAUGACCCUGUGCAUGUGCAGAAUCAGCUGGAUGAUGGAAGGAACCCCUCCAGGGAGAAGCGGGAAGAUGAAUCCAACUGGGGGGAUAAAGUAGGCGAGAAUAAAGACAGUGGGAUUGCCACUCUCCCGUUUGGUGCAUCCUCCUUGGGGGGAGGAAAAAACGGAAGAGAGAUGGUCGAUCUGGCCAUAUAUGUUAACCCUUUGAGAAGGGGAAACCAACCAAGUCAAACUAUCGUCAGCAUAGACAAAAAGGUGGAAACAACCACCCAGAUGAGCACCCAGGAUUGCGACCUGGUGAACCUCAAACCGGGGUUCAAACUAAUCCGCGGCAGUCACGAAAUAUACACCCUGGUAGAUGCAAAGAAUGAAAUAAAGCAAGAACUUAAUGACAAGCUAGAAGCCUUGUGUAAAAAAUCUCUAAUCCUCAAAAACACAAUCCCUUCUUUGAGAAACAUAUACAAGUAUGGAAAAAUCACGAGGAAAAAUGUUAAGAGGUCGAUAAGGGCUUCUUUCACCAUUACGAAUGUCUUCCUUGAAAAAAAAAAAAAAAAAUUACACCAAGAACUAAAAAUGGUACAGGAUAGAAGCACCGAGUUUUUAAAAAAAAUGGACGAACAGAGAAUGAACUAUCACAACUAUUUAGAGAGGAAGAAAAAUGAACUUCAACAUAUGGUUAAGUUAAGUGGUCGAAAUGCAGGUCUUUCUCUGGACUACUACGUGGAAAAAUUAGAAUCAUACAAAUGUCUCUUCUUUUCGAAGGACAAUUUAAUAGACAUAGAAAAGAAGCUAGAGAUCCCGCACUCCAAAAUGAAGUCGGAGCAUUUGCCUUUUUUAGUAGAAUCUAUGAAGGUAGAUGUUUUAGAAGCGAAAAAAAAUGUUACGAAUACCUCUGCACAGAUUCGGAGGGAGUUUGAAAAGCUCUUCAAUUGCACAAGUGAAAUUUCUGUCUACCCUGAGCACUUUAAAAAUAUACUUCAGAAAAGGAUAUACGACAAGCAUAGGGUUGAACCAGUGGAUGGAGAUGCGAAAAGACGGCAACGAUAUUUUCACGUUUUACCAUUCACCGAUCUGUACAUGAAUAUGGAGGUAACCUACCAGCAACAGUUUUGGCGAAAGGAUUCCCUGCAUCAGAAGUGGGAAGCAAGGACAGUUUCUCUGCGCUCCAUUUAUUUGUGUGUUCAUACUCACUCAUGCGCGGUGGGAAGAAGCAGUUUGGAAAAAGGUGUGGAUGCCUUUACAGAUGGAAACCACCAUAGUAGGUUACCUAUCCACGUACCUCUCCCUGAGGAUUCUCCCAAAAAUGUAUCUGGAGAAGAUAACCAGAUCAUCUCAAAGAAUGAAAUAAACAACUUCAGCAACGACAUAGAAUCUAUUGUGAGUAUCACCAACGUGAGCGUCAAGCUAUUCUCUGACCCGGACAUAACGAACAUAACAAUACUGGAAAAGAGGAACCAUCCUUAUGGGAUAGAAAUUACAGAAUAUAAUGAAAAAAGGGAUUUGUGUGGUUACUGGCUCUUAACGGCUAAGAAAGAGAGCGAUGUUAAUAACCUGUUUAACACGUUGAUGAGUCUUAAAAAGGAGAAGAAGAUAUCUGCACUGAUCCCUUCAUUCCAUCCAAAGAUAAAUAUGAAUAAUAGCAUGUUUAAUUUCCACCACAAGAAUGUAAACUCAGUGUACAAGCACAUGGCGGCCAAUUUGACAGAACAACCAGUUGUGUUCUCCGUGGGAGAGGAGUCUAAAGAGAAUCGCUUGGAGGUGGAAAAGGACAGUCUCGAAACGGUGCAAAAUAGGGACACCGAUAAUUACAAUUAUGAUGGGUUCAUGAGGGACUCUAGCCUUCUCUACUAUUACGAUGGCAUGGAUGACCCCGCCUAUAGGGAGAAUGUGAAGAGGUAUAAAAUUGAGGAGCUUAUACCUGGACAGAUAAACUUAUCCGAUUCGAAUGACCAGAUGGCACUAGUCGAUUGCAAGAAGAACAUGUGUGCUGAAUCUAAUAGUACAGAAUCCAUGAACCCAUUUUCCCUUGAUACAAGUGCGCUGCGGGAGGAUCAAUUAGGAGAGGGAUUAAAAAUCGUGCACUCAAGUGAGGGUAAUAUAACCUCUGUGGAACAACCUCAAAGGAAACAGCAAAGGGACAUUCCCCGGGGGGAGGCGUCUGCACAGAAAGGAGUGAAGACAGGGAGAGUACACACCAUGGUGGGGGGGGUUCAUCCGAAAUGGAAAAAUACAAAUCCACCAGAUGUAAACAUCAAUAGUGUGAAGCCUAAUUUAGUGCAUGAGGAACAACACUUUAUGGCGCUGAAUGUGGGCUCUAAUUUUUCCCAUGGGGACUACACUGCGGGGAUGUAUAGCAAUGGGGUAGAUGUCAUGAAGGGGGGGAGUGUAGGUACCUAUACGGGUUGUUACUCGGAAGGAGAUGCACACGGGGGAAGUAUACUCGGGCGGAAUGUACUUGGGGGGGUCAUUCCAGUUGGUAGUCUACUUGUUGAAGAACGCACGAACGUUGGAGAGCAGACGAAUGAACACUUGGUUGAAAGGCGCAACGGUGAUCAUGGGUCGAGCAUUUUUAAUGUUAGCACGAUGGAGAACUAUAGAGACAAAUCUGGACUGAAAAAUGGUCUUAUCUUAAGGAGUCUCCAUGUGGAAAAUCAUCUCGAGAUAGAAGGGGACGUAGAUGCUUGUAAUGGGAUCAGGAAAGUAGAACCCCACAAGGAUGAAAUUGAUAGAAUGGAUAAGUCGGUUCUUAAUUCGACUGGUACGUCACUAUCGAAUAGGAAGCAAUACACAGAUUUAGGGGUCAUACAGGGUGGGCACUCUAUGCACUUUCUUCAUCACAAGGACGAAGAAAUGAAGGGGGGAGAUACAAAAAUGAGCAACCUGAAGGAGAAAUUUGCCAAAAUGGGAGAGUUAUUGAAAAAUGAGGGACUUACCAAGUUCCUGGGCCGAUUGGAUUCGGCAAAGAAUAUGAAUGGUAGUUCGCACAAAGUAGGUGCUGAGUCAGCUACCAGAACAGACAUGUACUGUAAGGCAAAAUGCCUGACUGAUGGGAGACUGACCCUCACGAAGGUUGGAACGAAAGUGGAGAAAACAUUGUUUGGUCAUAACGAGGGGGAAGCGGAGAAAACUCAAAGAAAUGACACUCCUGGACGGGUGAAUCGACAGGACCAUAAAACAGGUAAUGAAGAUCCAAAGAGUCAACCAAACGGAGAGCGAAACGGAGAACCAAACGGAGAACGCUUCAGUAUGGUUUACUCUGAUGGGGAGUACCUCAUUGGUGGCACCCCCAUGAAUGGAAUUGUCCAUUCGCCCGCUAACUAUGGAAACAGUAAGAGAGAACUGAUUAGCGGUGUGAGGAGGGAAAACGUGGCAGGGGUGAACCAACCAUGUGGUGCGAAUAAAGGGGAAAGCAUCACUACAUAUGGUGAUCAGAAGGGGGGUGGUCUGAUUAUGGAUGAAGACCUUUCCUCUGUGCGUACUACACCAGAGAUGAUGGAUCUCCUGAGAAAAAUGGACAAAUCAGAAAAGGAGUGCCUUCCCGUGGGAGAGAUGAAUGCAAAAGUGCCCUUCCAAUGUUCAGGUUUUUCCAUGGAGGAUUUCCAGAAGAAAAGCAAAAUUCAUAACGUGCUAAGCGACCAACGGGGGGGAAGUAACAAGGAGGAUUUGAAUGAAGUUGAAUGGGCUACCUCGGGGGAGGUUAUAAGCAGUCGAGACGCCAAUGGAGAAGUGUCUCCGAAGAGAGUGGACACAGGUGAACAAAUCCAGAAAGGGGCACACUCACAGGUACAUGACAAAAACUGUGGGAAGCCUUCCCUAAUGGAGGAACUUCCUCGGGAAGAAGCGAACAUAACGGAGGGAACAUCAACACGGAUGGAUAACCACGCAGCUACAUCGAACAUUAAUGUAAUUUUGAAGCCAACAUCUGUUCAUGUCAAAGGGGGAGCAAGAAUUAUCCAUGGUACGGAAACCGAGAAAGGGAGAAUGAGAAGUGGUACAGGAAGAUUGAGGUUGAAAAAGGAGGAGAGGCACAAAACCCCGCCUCCAAAGCGAAAAAAAAAUAAAGACAGUGUAUGUACUUCUAUGGUUUCCACUUCUGAACCCAUGGCUCGCCUCAAGACGCUUCAAGAGGAACUGGCACCAGGGGGGGACAUCCCUGAGAGCGUAAUAAAUCGGGUGAUGAGCCAGAUCGGAAGUAAAAGGUUGGGUUCUUAA